Molecule: messenger RNA, 905 nt
Organism: Cloeon dipterum
Lineage: Eukaryota; Metazoa; Arthropoda; Insecta; Ephemeroptera; Baetidae
Exons: 4
Coding region: 202-717 (171 amino acids)
Biological process (GO): extrinsic apoptotic signaling pathway
Molecular function (GO): CD27 receptor binding
Source: RefSeq, a predicted model, not a curated record
GUUCCCGCCUCCACGACAGUCCGCCCUGCAUACCGCUGUCUUGCUGCCUGGUGGCCUGGUGCCUGUUGAUAGUGGCACAAAACUGAAUGGUUGAGAAUUGAGAACAGUUGUUGAGAUUUGACAGCGAUUUGCUUUGUGCUUUCGUCUUUCGUCCUCAUUAAUUUAGUACUUUGUGUUCGAUAUUUGCCACUGUUGAUUGAUAUGAGUGGGUGUCUGAAGAGACGCUGUCCGUUUCUUGACGAUGCCAGUCCGCAGUCAAAACUCUUUGUCACCGAAAAAAUUUCCCUGACCAAAUUGACAGCAAGGAGCUCGCAGAUGACCGCAGUUCAAGACAAAACUCUGCAGCUUCUCUUCAGAGGAGCAAACUCGAAGAGUGCCCCUUACCCACCAUCUGAUAUUAGACUUUUCAACAACAACCUUUGCGUCCAUUACAACGAGCAGCAAGAGACUUCUGCCAAGAAGCAAAAGUACAGGCAAAUGCAAAUUGGCUCUAAUGGUCAGCUGAUUUUCGCCCCCGAAGCCAAUGUUGAUGCGGACAUCGAUUUCCUAAUGUCUGCUGACGAGGAGAGCAAAUGCAGCUUCUGCGAAGUUGCUUUGAAGUGUCAACUCUGUCUGCAAAAGUGCCAAAAAUGUCUUCAAGUGUUUUGUCAACAAUGCUGUCUCAUAGUGUGCGACGAAACGCAGGAUGUGAGUUUGUGCAUGUCAUGCAUGAAGUGAACAAUUCUGUAAGGGAGCCAACAGGAUGAUCAUUAUGAGUUUAAUGUGAUAUCGCAUUUAAAAAUCUCUUGUCAAAAAGCUUGGAGCCCCAAUAGUAUAUAUAUGUAAUUUAAUUUGUAGGGUUCUGACGAGAUGGAAAAAUAAUAGUUUUAGAAAUAUAAAAGUUGGUUUAUUUACAAACAAUAUAA